CAACACGCUAAACCUAGCUUCUCCACAAUCUCAUCUAAACUUUCGCUCUUUCACUCUGCCUCUCCACAAUCUCAUCCAUCUUUCACUCUGCCUCUGAGUUUGUUUGUUUUUUUUUUUGUGAUUCCACUCCGCGCGACAAUGGAUACUGAAUCGUUCAGACUCGAUGUUAAUCUAGCCGCUACGUCUCAAGAUCGGUCGUUAGGGUUAUUAAGCACGGUGAAAAUCACUGUAAAGAGAGGGUACUUCGAGGAGUUUAUCAUAGAGAACAACGAUGAUCAUCAAAGCAUCAAGAGUGUCGGAUCUUACCGGAAUUCUCCACCAGGUCCAGACUCAGAAUUCAUUCUGAAACUCCGAACCUUCGAGCCAAACGACGUCUAUCGAACUCUCCAUCGCCAACUCCACGAUAAUCUCUUGUCCGAAUACAUAGCCGAUGAGAUUGUUGUCCAAGCCCUACGACAAACAAGCAAAAGUUCUAACUUGCCACAACAACAACCUUUAUUCAUAACAGGCACUGUCAAACUGACACAGAAGGUGUACAACGUUGUGCCUUGUUACUCUGCUCCGUCGGCAACAAAUUUGGAGAGUACUUGUGCCAUCUGUUUGGAUGAUCUGGAUCUGUCUAGAACCGAGGUUUACUGCCAGAUGCCUCACUACUCGCAUUGUUAUCAUGAAUAUUGUUUCAAUAAGUGGAGAGAUCGACAUAAUCAGCAAGAUUGCUCAUGCCCUCUCUGUCGCAAACUAGUUGAUCAACGACCGGCGUGAAACGGA
Molecule: messenger RNA, 768 nt
Organism: Camelina sativa (false flax)
Lineage: Eukaryota; Viridiplantae; Streptophyta; Magnoliopsida; Brassicales; Brassicaceae
Source: RefSeq, a predicted model, not a curated record